This is a messenger RNA of Nicotiana attenuata, 1050 nucleotides long. RefSeq lists its product as uncharacterized. The record is from RefSeq and is a predicted model, not a curated record. The transcript has 2 exons. Bases 307 to 906 code for a protein of 199 amino acids. Lineage: Eukaryota; Viridiplantae; Streptophyta; Magnoliopsida; Solanales; Solanaceae.
UUUUCAUUUCCUUUUCAUGCAAUCCUCUUCUUCCUCUUCCUCCUUCUGGUUUUUUCCUCUCGAAAUCCCGAUACCUACUUGCAGAGGCAAAUAUGUAAUUGAAUAUAUAUUACUAUAUAUACAUAGGUAUAUACCCCCUUUAUAUAUUCAAUUACAUCUGCAUUUUUAUCUUUCAUUCUUUUUUAUCAUUUCCAAGAAUCUCUCUUUUUAGUUACCCAUAUAGCACACACAAUUACGUAACCCAACAAAUUCCCAUAUAGCAAACACAAUUAGGGCCUUUGCUUUUCAGCCAAGCAGAUUCAUAGCAUGAGGGUCCAUCCUAUGUCCAUGAAACGAAACAUUGCUAUUCGUGAAGGUAUUUAUCCGGGUUCAAGUUCGGGUUCCGGGUCUGGUUCGGAUCAGCGGGAACAACUUUUGGCGGUAAUGGAAGGAAACCCAACGAAGAAGCUACGGAAACUGCCGCACGUAUUCGGGAAGGUUCUAGAACUUCCGUUCCGUUCCGAUGCUGACGUGGCGGUGGAGGAAGGGCCGGAAUUCUUCCGUUUCGUGGCGGAGAUGGAAUUUGACGAUGGUGGAGAGAGCGGAGGCGCCGGAGCGGGAGGCGGCGUGAGGGUGCAGGCGGUGGAGAUUCAUCCUGGGAUUACGAAGAUCGUGGUGAGAAAUGGUACGGGAGAUGGCGGUGCCGGCGUCAUCUCCGGCGGCGAAGACGAGUUGUUGUUGGAAGAGCUGAAGGUGGACACGUGGAGGUUCAGGUUGCCGGCGACGACAAAACCGGAGCUGGCCACGGCGGUGUUCGUGGAUGGUGAGUUGAUUGUGACGGUGCCAAAAGUUGAUCGUGGCGGUGGAGAUUUUGCCGACGGUAGGAACGUUUGGGGUGGCGGUGGCCGGGUUGUUCUUGUACAGUAGCCAGAAAAUAAAAGAAAAAGAGACAUUAAUAAGAUUUUUAUUCUCCAAAAAUAAUACUAAUAAUAAAUUGUUGUACAUUAUGGUUGACUCGGGAACUUUAUUCUCCAUGUAUGAAUACUACUAAUAUUCUAUCAUUUGAUUUUA